GCAACCCUGAGCACCCCCUCUCUGCUGUUAUGGUAGUGUUUUGGUGUUGGUUCCGGUGUGCUGCUUUCUGCAGUGUGUAGACCGGUGUGUGUGUGUGUGUGUUUCUGCAGGUAAAGCUGCAUGGUUUGUUGGCUGGUGGCAAAAAAGUGGGCAGGGCAUGGAUGGCUGAUGGACAGGUGUCUGCACCAAUCACAACACAAUGCUGGCACGGAACCGCUUUAUCCUGCUGCUGGUGAUUGGUGUGGUGCUAGCUGUGCUGAGCUUCAGCAUUCAAUACUUGCAACCGAUGCCAACCAGUCCGUUGACAGAAGAUGGGACUCUCGGCAAAAACAGGAAGAGAGUAAAUGCUGCGGUUCAUACAGAGCCACCAGAGCUUGACCCGAUCAGUGAUGCUUACCGAUACUGCAACUUGCCUAAUCGCACAGAACACACACGUGAGGGUCACAGCCUGGCGGACUACAAGCUGCUGUUUGUGCAGGUGAUGAUUCGCCAUGGGGACCGGUACCCGCUUUACCCCAUCCCUCAGACCAAGAGACCAGCCAUCGACUGCACACUGUCACCUCACAGAAAGCCCUCUCACCCCCUGCUGGCUUCCUUCAUCAGUCACAUGGCGCAGGGUGGACGCGGUCACUGGGACGCAUCAUUGGGCUCACUGGCCCGAGUACCCAAUCAUAGCACCUGUGAGCUUGGCGAGCUCACACAGACAGGUGUGGUCCAGCAUUUAAAAAACGGUGAGAUCUUGCGCCAAGCGUACCUCAAGCACCACAAGCUGCUUCCUCCUGAUUGGUCAUCGCAGAAGUUGUGGGUGGAGACGACCGCUAAGAGCCGCACCCUGCAGAGCGGUUUGGCUCUGCUCUAUGGUUUCCUGCCCAAUUUCGAUUGGUCAAAAGUGACGGUACGGCAGCAGAGGAGCACCAUGUUCUGUGGCUCACGGUGUGACUGUCCAGAACGGAACCUCUUUCUGGAUGAGGAGCAGCAUCGCCAGUACCGCCUUCGCGCCGCUAAUGCCGAACUCGAGCGCACCUAUGUGGAUAUGGGAAAGGCACUGGGCGUGGCCACACGCACGAUGCGGGCUUCCAAUCCCAUAGACGCGCUGCUGUGCCACUUUUGCCACGCCCUGCCGUUUCCCUGCGCCAGCUCACAUUCCUUUCCUGCAUCUGAAAAGGGGGGGUGUCUAACACUGCAGCACUUUUCUGUGAUUCGCCAGCAGCAGAGAGAUGACGAGCGGGAGCGGAAGGAGGCGGGGAUUUAUCGGCGUUUUGCCGUGCUCGCCGCGCAUCCUUUCCUGAAUCGGACAGCGGUACGCAUGGAGAAUGCUGCUCGCGGCAAGAACGAGCCCGUGUUCGCCCUGGCCUCCGCCCAUGACAUUAGCAUGGCACCAGUGCUAAGCGCCCUUGGCCUGGAGGGGGCAGGGUUUCCACGUUUUGCUGCUCGCUUAGUGUUUGAGCUUUGGAAGAGUCCGGAAUCAAAGGCCAAGGGACCACAAGGAGGUGUGGCAAACACUUUUGUGCGCGUUCUCUAUAACGGAGAGGACUUGACUUUCGAGACAGCCUUCUGCCGUGACCACGACCGCCAUUCCACUGAGCCCCUGUGCCCUCUGAGUAAUUUCUUGUCCUUUGUAAGAAGGGAUAUGUUCAGUAUUGUGAAUGCCACCAGCUACCAUCAAGCCUGUCAUCAAAAGCUUUAAUAGUAAGACAGAUGGACAGAGAGAAAGAAGUGAACGCUUUUGGGUAUUUUUUUCUUAUGUUUUUGCUUUUCAUCUAUUAUCGGUUACUGAAUUUAGUAGUUUGAUUGUGUUUUCUUUCGACAGAAACAGUAAAUGCUGUACUAAAAAUACCAUCUACAAGUUUACUCUUCUGUAAAGUAAUACACAGUGUCGGUAGAGUUAUUGCUGCUGUAUACAGCGUUUUAUCCGCAGCCUUUUUUUUUACAAUUCCUUUAGACAAGAAGUUUAAAAACCUGUUCACACCUAACAUUUAAAAUAAGCACAAGCAUUCCUACAAUCUUAGAAAAAUUGUUUGAAAUGUACGUUUCAUUUUUUUCAGUAUCAGCACAUGGAGACCGACCCCGGCCUACUCUAGUGUUUACCAUUUUUCUUUUCCUGACACUGACUUGAUUUUUGUUUUAGAUACCACACAAUCUUUACAAACCAGGUUCUUUUGAUCUUAAGGUUAAAAAAAUGACAGCUAAGCAUUCGUCGACUCAAAGCAUAAAGAGUGAACGUGACUACACAAACACAGUUCUACAGCAAAAUGUGUUUGUUUAAUAGAGCCAAUAGUUGGUGCUCUGAUUAAUUCAAUAUUAAAUGGGUAUCUGUACAACACAAUGUGAACAAUUGUUCUGUAUUGAUUCACAUUGAUGCUGUUUUAAAAACUGCUCAACCACCAUGUCCUUAAGUACGAGAAUUCACCAUUAAAAAUACGUUUAGGAGGAAUUUUUGCAAUAUAAUCAUAGUACAGUUUUUUUUUUUUUUUUCUGUAAAAGGAAUUAAAACCGUUUGUUUUAUUUCAGAAAUAUUCUCGUUCACCUUCUUCUAGAGAACGUAAUCGAGCAAUUCUGGGAUUCUCACAGAAGGAAAUGCAUUUGAAACCUGGACAGCUUCAUCCUGAAUAACAACUGAAUUUAAUCUCAUUAUUUUGUUUAAUGUUUUACUGGCAAAUAUCUGUUAUAGACAGAUGGCCCUGAAUGAAAUAUCAGGGGGGGAAAAAAAUCAAUUUUGUUCUUGGAGCUAAUUAAGAUAUAAUGGCAACUUGCUAAGUCUUAACCAUGCUGUCAUGAAAAUGUGGUAGCUUGUUUAAUUGAUUUAAAAUAAUACUGACACACAUUCUGUCUUAAAGCAGUGAGGAAACAUGCAUCAAGCCUGCUUUCCACUAUUGCACAUGAUUGUAUUCCUGUUCUAAGAAUCCACAUAUCUGUGGCUAAGCUGCCCAUAACAACUCGGUCAAGAAGAUCUAAAACCCGCCAUAUUUGUCUUAAACAAACCAUCAUAGUGAGCAAAGGUUCAUGCUAGCACAGACAUCGAGCAAGGAAUUACCUCAGACCUAUAUGUAAGGUCAGUCAGAAUGUUUUUCAAUGAUACUGACUUUUGAUAUUUUCUGAUAAACAAAAAAAAGAGAGAUCUUUAAGUGUAUUUGACAAAGUGAACUGAGAAAGUACGAGACAGUUGCACUUUUGAUUUGCUGCGUUUGAAAGAACACAAUGAGGUUUGAUAUGCAGCCUGUCAGCUUUCAUUUAAAAGCAUUUUAACAACACUUGCAAAUCAAGCACUGAUUACCAGCACAGUCCUGAGAACAAUCACACUGAUUCAUACGUGGGAAGGAUUUUUGACGAGAAAUAUUUAUCCCGUUAUGAACGCCGACUAGUUUUUGUACGAUGCGAGGUUUUUAAAAGUUUGUAAAAGAUUUGGCGCACACAGCCACUUUAUCUCCAUCUAUCUGACAAGGAUUUUUUUAUAUACAUCGAUACAUACUGCUGUUCAUUGUUAUAUAGUUGAUUUGAGUUUUUCUUUGUGUGACUAAAUGCAAACUGAUGUUCAUACGUGGACAAAUGUAACACCUGGUUUCUUAAAUUGUAAAAAACAUACAAACAACAACAAAAAAAAACAACGGUAUAAAAAGUGUUUAGGGAAUAUUGAAGGGUUUUGCAUUGUGAUUGCUGUUUUCAGUGUUAAUCAUGUUUUAGCACAUUCCAUAAAACUGAAGCAUGUUUUGCAAUAAAGUUACAUUCCAAAUGGA
Silurus meridionalis is the source of this 3734-nucleotide messenger RNA. RefSeq names its product 2-phosphoxylose phosphatase 1 (gene pxylp1). Gene Ontology annotation, biological process: glycosaminoglycan biosynthetic process; dephosphorylation; chondroitin sulfate proteoglycan biosynthetic process. Gene Ontology annotation, molecular function: phosphatase activity. The record is from RefSeq and is a predicted model, not a curated record. Lineage: Eukaryota; Metazoa; Chordata; Actinopteri; Siluriformes; Siluridae. Gene Ontology annotation, cellular component: Golgi apparatus. The coding region runs from base 200 to 1687 and encodes 495 amino acids. The transcript has 6 exons.